This is a messenger RNA of Morchella sextelata, 1587 nucleotides long. RefSeq lists its product as uncharacterized. The transcript is spliced from 2 exons. Bases 1 to 1587 code for a protein of 528 amino acids. The record is from RefSeq and is a predicted model, not a curated record. Lineage: Eukaryota; Fungi; Ascomycota; Pezizomycetes; Pezizales; Morchellaceae.
AUGUCAGCCCGACAGCCCCAAGCCAAUGGACCCAUCUCCUCCGCUGAAUGUGUUACCAAGAGACCCUCCUCACCGGCACUACCACCAGUGCCACAACCACUACCUGGUCCACCAUCACCACCACCACCAGCACACUUACCACAGACACAUAUUCUUCCACGCCGCACCCGUGUACACAGGUACUCCCUAUUUACAGAGUCCCUCAAGGCAGUCGAACCUCAAGGACGCGAGGCCAAAGGAGUCUUCAGAACCAUGCCUGCUGCUGCACCAACCGUCAAGCAGACGGUCGAGGUCGGGAAGCCGGGCGAGUACAAAAUCACGAUCGGGGAAAGCUUGAGGCGACAUGCUGACGCUUCGUCGGACGAUGAUGCCGCCUCCUCCGGGGAUGUGUUUACGAGUGUGAAAUACAACUAUAAACCCAACACCGCAUUAUCGAAUCCCAUUCCGCCUCAGCUCACAAAACAUGCCCCGACCGGUCCUGCCCCAUACACACUGUCGCUCCCAGGCGCCGCCGCCAAAGCCAUCACAUACACUGGUAGUCAGCACGUGCAUCCUCCGCGGAAAGCAGAGUGCAUACUCCUCUUCGACCACACCACGCAGUCUUUCACCCUCGAGAAGCUCACAAGUACAUUUACGUUCAACGCCAAAGUCUAUGCCCCUGCGCACCCUGCACUGCCGCUCCGCCCGCCAAUCCCGGACGGCGAAGAGACUGACGAGGAGGAGCGAGAGGAGGACAACCCGUUCGAUUACCGCCACUUCAUCAACAAGAAGCCGACUACAAAAUCGCGAGCCGAGCAGAAGAAGGAGCGCGAACAGCGCAGAAAGGAGGCGCUGAAGCGCGCAGGCAAGGAUGUGCCGGAAGAUGAGCCGGAGGAGGAGGACGACGAGGAAGACCUUGGCCUCGGAAUCUCCUACAAUGGCCGUCCGGCGGUCAGCGGUAAGGGAUUUUUGGCGUCGCCUGCCAUCGGGCCAAGGAGGAAUGUUGGCGGGAAGUCGCCCUUUGCCGGGAAGAAGCCUGUGGGGAUGUCGCCUGGUGUGCGGUUGCCUAGUCCGGGUCGCGAGAGCGAGAGCGACGAGGAUGAGUCGGAGGAGGCUGAUGAUGAGGAAGAGGAUGACGAGGAGAUGGCGGCGCCACCUCUAAUACCCCCACCACCAGCGCCGAAGAGGAAGGCACCCGUGCAGAGGAAGAAGGCUGCGGCGGCGGCCCUCGUGGUUGAGGAGCCGGAGGAAUUGGUGUUUCCGGAGCUGAUGGCCAUUGAUGAGCCAUCAGAAGAGGAGAUCAGCGACGUUGACGAGAGCGAUGAGGACGCUCCGCCGCCACUACAGAAGCAGCAAGCGCCGCUUGUGGUGGAGGAAGAAGAGGACGACGAAGAGGAUGACCUGGCGAAGCUGCUGGAGAAGGAAUUGGGUGAUGGCGACGGUGACGAGAUCAUCUUCGAUGAUGAUGGUGAAGUCCGAGGCGGUGGUGCCGCAACAGAGAGUGGGUGGGGUGCGGAGAGUACUUCGGCAGCCACCGGCGGAGGCCCCAUCAGUAUUGCGGGCAUGAUGGGCGCUGACGAUGAUAGUGAGACCAGUGAGGAGGAGUAA